CCAAGCCCAUCUCUUCUCCACUAUAAAAUCAUCCUCUCUUCGUCGUCUUCUAGGGUUUGGUGUCCUCUCUCCCUUCGCCGCUCUCUCUACCUCCACAGCUUCAGGCGGCGACCAGCAAGGAGCAACAAUGGUGGCGUCGAAGAAGACGAAGAAGACGCAUGAGAGCAUCAACAACAGGCUCGCUCUCGUCAUGAAGAGCGGGAAGUACACCCUGGGAUACAAGACGGUCCUCAAGACCUUGAGGAACUCCAAAGGUAAGCUGGUCAUCAUUGCGAACAACUGCCCUCCUCUUCGCAAGUCCGAGAUAGAGUACUACGCGAUGUUGGCGAAGGUUGGAGUUCACCACUACAACGGGAAUAAUGUAGACUUGGGCACAGCUUGUGGAAAGUAUUUCCGGGUUUGCUGCCUUAGCAUCAUUGACCCAGGUGAUUCGGAUAUCAUUAAGAGCAUGCCCGGUGACUCUUAGGCAGUCGAUGUUCUGAUGCCAUGAGAUUUUGGUUUACCGUCCGUAGAUUUAUGGGUUUGGACCGGGAGGGCGCCUCAUGAAAAAGGCGCACUCUGCUGUUGACAGGAAAAAUAUUAAUUAUCAAGUGACUAAGAUGCAGCUACUGUAACCCAUUUUAGUUGUUCUAUUUGGCAUUGUCUCAGAAUUCUUUUUUCCAAUACUAUAAAGAGUUGAACUUUGUGAUUGA
Molecule: messenger RNA, 692 nt
Organism: Rhodamnia argentea
Lineage: Eukaryota; Viridiplantae; Streptophyta; Magnoliopsida; Myrtales; Myrtaceae
Product: 60S ribosomal protein L30
Exons: 5
Coding region: 128-466 (112 amino acids)
Cellular component (GO): cytosolic large ribosomal subunit
Molecular function (GO): structural constituent of ribosome; RNA binding
Source: RefSeq, a predicted model, not a curated record